Molecule: messenger RNA, 2099 nt
Organism: Nicotiana attenuata
Lineage: Eukaryota; Viridiplantae; Streptophyta; Magnoliopsida; Solanales; Solanaceae
Product: UDP-glucuronate 4-epimerase 3
Exons: 2
Coding region: 569-1876 (435 amino acids)
Source: RefSeq, a predicted model, not a curated record
CUCCUAACCCACCCCCUAAAACUCAACCUCUUCUCUAUUAGUCCACUUCCAAUCUAUCAUUAUUCCCUUUUAAAUUGUUCAAACCAUAUUCUCCUUCUCCUUCUCCCUCCUCAAUUAGUCCCCACACACACACAAUCUCUCUCUCUCUCUCACACACACACACCCACACUCCCAUUUCUUAAUCAAUCAUUAAUCUUUCUUCUGUCUAACCAAAGCCAAAGAAACCCGUAAAAAGAAAAUAAUUACUACUACCAUUUUGUUCCAACAACAACAACCAGUCCCUCCAAGAAACCAGAAGAUUCCCAUAAAUAUAGCGCUAAAGUUCCAUACCCUCAUCACCACCAACACUAUAGCCACCCUUUUUCUUUUUCUUAUCUCCAUUUCCACUAUCAACAACUAACCCUUCAUUACAACGGAAAAUACAACAACAAAAAAAUAAAGGAAGGAUUUUUUACAAACCCUAACCCUAAGCUUUUUCCAAGAAAAUUUGGUGAUUUCCUUUGAAAACAAGAAAUACCCAAAGUGGGUAUUGCUCAAAUCUCCAAGAUUUGGCAAAAGUGUCAUUGUAAUGUCCCAAAUGAAGCACAUUGACAAUAUCCCAUCAACCCCUGGAAAGUUCAAGAUGGAAAAGUCCCCUUACAAUAGGCUAAGGGUGCAUUUUUCCUUUGCCAAGCUUACAUUUUGGUCAUUUGUAUUCUUGGGUUUGAUCUUUGUGUUCUUCUAUAGAUCACCAUCUUCUUCAUCCCCUGUUUCUUCAGAUCUCUCUAGAAGAUCUCUUAGAACCAGCUCCUACGGUGGUCCAGCUUGGGAAAAAAGGAUUAAGGCUUCAGCUAAAGUAAGGUCACGUAAUGGUAUUUCUGUAUUGGUUACUGGUGCUGCUGGUUUUGUAGGAACUCAUGUCUCUGUUGCCCUUAAACGCCGAGGAGAUGGCGUUUUGGGGCUGGAUAAUUUCAAUGAUUACUAUGAUCCCUCGCUCAAGAGAGCGCGCCAAGCGCUCUUAGAACGAACAGGGGUGUACAUUGUUGAGGGUGACAUCAAUGAUGCCACCCUUUUGAAGAAACUGUUUGAUAUUGUUCCAUUUACUCAUGUAAUGCAUUUGGCUGCACAAGCAGGUGUACGUUAUGCCAUGGAAAAUCCUGGCUCAUAUGUUCAUAGUAAUAUUGCUGGUCUUGUUAAUGUACUUGAAAUUUGUAAAAGUGUCAAUCCUCAACCUGCUAUUGUAUGGGCAUCAUCUAGUUCUGUAUAUGGAUUGAAUACUAAGGUACCCUUUUCGGAGAGGGAUAGGACAGAUCAGCCUGCUAGUCUUUACGCUGCUACUAAAAAGGCUGGUGAAGAAAUUGCUCAUACAUAUAAUCAUAUCUAUGGGCUUUCAUUAACUGGAUUGAGGUUUUUCACCGUUUACGGACCAUGGGGUAGGCCAGACAUGGCUUACUUCUUUUUCACAAGGGAUAUCUUGAAGGGAAAAUCGAUUCCCAUAUUCGAGGCAGCUAACCAUGGCACAGUAGCUAGGGAUUUUACCUACGUAGAUGAUAUAGUGAAGGGUUGUUUGGCAGCACUGGAUACUGCCGAGAAGAGCACUGGAAGUGGUGGGAAGAAGAAAGGCCCUGCUCAAUUGCGGGUGUUUAAUUUGGGGAACACAUCCCCUGUCCCGGUUUCUGAUCUUGUCAGCAUUUUGGAGAGGUUGCUAAAGGUGAAGGCUAAGAGAUUGGUGAUGAAGUUGCCAAGGAAUGGGGAUGUGCAGUUUACUCAUGCGAAUAUAAGUUCGGCCCAGAGGGAGCUUGGAUAUAAGCCUAGUACGGAUCUGCAGACGGGAUUGAAGAAAUUUGUUCGAUGGUACCUCAAUUACUAUGGUAAUGGAAAGAAGAGUGCCCAGUGAUACAUUCUUUCGAUUGUGCGUUUGAUCAAGAAGCUGUCACAGUAACAUAAAUUUGAGCACCAUAGUGAAAGCUCUCCCCAGAUUUCAUUCUUCUCUGAGCAUUUACAAAUUGGAACUCUAUUGGAGUCUGUAGCGACAGCUUUCCUUAUCCCCUUUCUACUGAUUUUCAGACAUUUGGAAUUGCAUUUUUGGCAUCUGUAGCAAUGAAAAGUUUGUGCAUCUU